AUGCUCGCUGUUGUCUCUGUCCUAUUUUUCUACACGGCAUCCGUUGCAGCCGCUCUUUCUACCAAGCAGGCCCUGACCGCAGGCAUCACACCCCAUGUCGAGUAUUCCUCUUCAGUCGGCGUUAUUGGCUGCAAGAUAAACACCAGUCGUGUAGCCUACUGGCCCGACGACGUCGACUGCAAUGACAUCUGCGUUGAAGUGUCUUAUGGCGGCCGCAGCGUCCACCUACUCAAGAUCGAUAAGUCCACUGGUGCACAUGAUGUCUCCUACGACGCUUGGAACUAUCUCGUAUAUGGAAAGUCUGCCAAGGAGGAACCACACAUGGGAGGCGCGGUCGAAAUGCAAUACCAAUUCGUUCCUGCAGACCGCUGCAAACCACUCCUUUUUGACGGAAAGUUACCCUUGUCUGCCCCCAACAGUAUGGGCUACGUGGGCCACUGUUUGAUGGAAGAGAACAGCUGGGUUGCCAGAAAUUACGAGCUCAUUAACAUUUUCGACUCCACAUGUCACCUGGGCUGGAACGAGGUUUGCACACUCGACAUGGAUGUUAGCAAACAGCCGGCGUGCCCAAACACCUUGGGUGAAGCUCUUCCGCUCGCUGGUCUUGCGGUGACAAACAUUGAGUAUGGAACUGGCAAGGACAUCAAGGCUUAG
This is a messenger RNA of Metarhizium robertsii ARSEF 23, 654 nucleotides long. RefSeq lists its product as uncharacterized. The record is from RefSeq and is a predicted model, not a curated record. The coding region runs from base 1 to 654 and encodes 217 amino acids. NCBI's taxonomy places the organism in Eukaryota, Fungi, Ascomycota, Sordariomycetes, Hypocreales, Clavicipitaceae. The transcript has a single exon.